AUGAAGCUUAUGAACCUUCUCCAACAGGUCUAUGGUACGUCGGAAGGAAAGAACAACUUUUUGGUCGAGGAUAUAAGAAAGAAUGCUUUCUUGCGACAGAGGCCUGUGUUUACUAACCCUACUCUAGGAAGUGGAGCAAUCGAUUGUCGGGCCAAAGUCAGCAUCAGUAGUAACCACAACCCGUCAAGCUUCACAAACUCAACGAGUCGACGAGCCAGAAGUUGA
Messenger RNA from Cadophora gregata, 225 nucleotides. RefSeq lists its product as uncharacterized. Bases 1 to 225 code for a protein of 74 amino acids. The record is from RefSeq and is a predicted model, not a curated record. The transcript has 2 exons. NCBI's taxonomy places the organism in Eukaryota, Fungi, Ascomycota, Leotiomycetes, Helotiales, Ploettnerulaceae.